Carassius auratus (goldfish) is the source of this 2181-nucleotide messenger RNA. RefSeq names its product zinc finger and BTB domain-containing protein 49-like. The coding region runs from base 350 to 2125 and encodes 591 amino acids. Gene Ontology annotation, biological process: regulation of transcription by RNA polymerase II. Lineage: Eukaryota; Metazoa; Chordata; Actinopteri; Cypriniformes; Cyprinidae. Gene Ontology annotation, cellular component: nucleus. The transcript is spliced from 9 exons. The record is from RefSeq and is a predicted model, not a curated record. Gene Ontology annotation, molecular function: DNA-binding transcription factor activity, RNA polymerase II-specific; protein binding.
UUAACUUUUUAUUUAUUUAUUUUUGUGCUUUAACUUACGUCACGUAGUUGCCAAUUCUCUCUUUCGUUUAGUUUAAAUUUUGCAUCUAACAUUUAGAAUUUAUUUCUUUUCCGCUUUUUUAAAUUUGACAAAAUUUUAUGGAAUAUGGAAAAUAAUAAAAUAAAUUCAAACAUAACCUAAUCUACCAAUGAUAAAGUGUAUUUUACAAAUUCUGAACGUAAUGUGCGUAAUGCGUAAAAAAAAUAAAAAAAUACUUUAAUUGUGAAAGAGGAAAUGACGUAAUGCGCCCAGUGCCUGUUCAUCAGAGUGAAAGAGCGUGACCGCGCUGCGUGCGCGUGCGUCUGCGCAGAUGGACAGCGUGAGCAGCCACAGCGUGUACGUGCUGCAGCAGCUGCAGGAGCAGCGCAUCCAGGGCCUUCUGUGUGACUGUAUGCUGGUGGUGAAGGGCGUCUGCUUCAAAGCACACAAGAACGUGCUCGCGGCCUUCAGCGCGUACUUCAGGUCUCUGUUCCAGAACUCUCCAGCGCAGAAGAGCGAUGUUUUCCACCUGUCCAUCCAGGACGUGGGCGGCAUCGGGCAGGUGUUGGACUACAUGUACACCUCACACCUGGAGCUCAACCAGGACAACGUGCACGCGCUUCUGGAGAUCGGACAGAGCCUGCAGGUGUUGAACAUCCUGAACAUGUGCCAGGCGUUCCUGAAGCCCUGCGUGUCGACCGAGGCGGCUCUCUCUCUGCCCGCUGAGGCGGCUCACUAUCAGGACUGUGUGAUCGGAGGAUCGUUACCGUCAGACACAGAUCUGCACAAGCCUCUGCCUCACGGAUACAAGCUCAGGAACUUCUACACCAGACAGUAUCUGAAGCAGAGCUGCAGCUUCCCAUCGGAGGAGCCACUCCAGAGCAGUGUUCCUGCGGCAGACUCCGCCCACCCGUGCAGCACAGACCCCGCCCACCCGUGCAGCUCAGACUCCGCCCACCCGUGCAGCACAGACCCCGCCCCCCCAUGCAGCUCAGACUCCGCCCACCCGUGCAGCUCAGUCCCCGCCCACCCGUGCAGCACCGACUCCGCCCACCCGUGUGGCUCUGACUCCGCCCACCUGCACGUCCUUCAGCCAAAGAAAACUGUUUACCUGAAGAAGUUCAACUACCUGCGCUCACACAUCAGUGCAGAGGAUGAGGGGGUGGAGCACGGUGACCCACGGGAGACCACUCCCACUCGCCCCGUCCACACCUCUGACCUCUCCUUGACCUCUGACCCUGCAGAAGUGUCCGAGCUGAAAACAACACCUACGGCGGAGCCUGAUGUCCUGAGAGGUCAGGUUGAGAGGUCGGAGGUCAGCAGCGCGAACAAAUACUGCUGUGAGGUUUGUGGAAAGACGUUCAAACAUCCCAGCAACCUAGAGCUGCACAAGCGCUCACACACAGGUGAGAAGCCGUUCCAGUGUAACGUGUGUGGGAAAGGAUUCUCACAGGCAGGAAACCUGCAGACUCAUCUGCGCAGACAUUCAGGAGAGAAGCCGUACAUCUGUGAGCUCUGUGGGAAGAGCUUCGCAGCGUCCGGAGACGUCCAGCGGCACAUCAUCAUCCACUCGGGAGCGCGGCCGCACCUGUGUGACAUCUGUGGACGAGGCUUCAGCAACUUCAGCAACCUGAAGGAGCACAAGAAGACGCACAGCACGGAGGAAGAGUUCACCUGCGAGCAGUGCGGGAAAUCCUUCAACAUGCAGAGGAAGCUGUUCAAACACAAGCUGAGACACAGCGGAGACAAACCGUACAGCUGCCAGACCUGCGGUGAGCGACCCCUGACCCCUGACCCCAGCACAGCACUCCUCAGAAGGAACUGGUCAAGGAAGUGUUUCGCGGGGUCAGGUGAUCUUCAGCGUCACGUGCGCUCUCACACAGGUGAGCGACCCUACACCUGUGACACCUGCGGCAAGAGCUUCACACGCACCGCGGUCCUGCGCAGACACCGCAGCUCUCACUGCAGCCGCGCAGACGCAGACGCCUCCUCCCCGGCUGCGCCGCUCACCAGCGCCCCCUGCAGGAGCGGAGAGGACCUGAGCAGCGGAGCGCUGUGGGGACGAGCCAUGAAGACACUGCAGAACCACACCGACACCGAGCACUGAACUUCCUGUCAUGUGACCCGCCUCAAACUCUCCAUUAAACGCUAUUUAUGAAUGCA